Messenger RNA from Lytechinus variegatus (green sea urchin), 2596 nucleotides. Its product is annotated as zinc finger protein 2-like. The record is from RefSeq and is a predicted model, not a curated record. Lineage: Eukaryota; Metazoa; Echinodermata; Echinoidea; Temnopleuroida; Toxopneustidae. Gene Ontology annotation, biological process: regulation of transcription by RNA polymerase II. Gene Ontology annotation, cellular component: nucleus. The coding region runs from base 107 to 2338 and encodes 743 amino acids. The transcript has 5 exons. Gene Ontology annotation, molecular function: RNA polymerase II cis-regulatory region sequence-specific DNA binding; sulfotransferase activity; DNA-binding transcription factor activity, RNA polymerase II-specific.
UGCAAUAUAAUGAAAAUGGGAAAAAGGCGACCGGCGUCGAGUAUAUUAUAGCAAGAAAUUCGCGUUUCCUCGCUGGUUUCGUCCCUUGUUUGGCGACAUCGAGUGCAUGAUGGAAAUGAGAAUAGGAAUAUCGAAUAUGGCGGUAGAUCUUUCAGAUAGCUUUCGGGAGAAGGAAGAAAAUGAAGCCGUUUGUGACCAGGGCGUGUGGCGAAUACGAGUGAGCGAGACAACAAUCAAAGGUCUCCGAGAGAUUCGGCUCAGACUCUCAUUGAGUUCGUACGAAGAAGUAUUUUGUCUGCUUCUCGAUAGCUAUAAAGAUUCAGCAAGCUGGAGACACCAAACUGACACUGUGGGACUGAGUACAGACCAUACGAGUGAGAGCUUAACUGAGGCAGGUCAUCAAAGGACUGAAGAAUGUGAACCUGACAAUGUUGAUAUAAAAACCAUGGCAAAUAAGGAGGUGACGUUAGACAGGGAAAUCAAAGAGGAGACAUAUGAGACUUACAGCAUUGUCAAGGAAGAAGACCUGAAGGACACUUUGACAAGACAGAACCCUUUGCAGGAAGACAAGGCAGGAGGCUGUAGGACAGAGAAUGAAACAACUCUCCAAAAGUCAGAGAAACCAAGAGGAACUCCUGAGACUUCCUUAGAGCAUAGUAAUUUUGAAGGAAGACCGACUGGAGAUGGUGGAUCGGAAGCACUAUCAACACAUGGUCAUGGUGAUUCCAUGGUUGACCGAAGGUCAGAAGAAGGCUGGACAGAAGACAAUGAUGACAAGGAGAUAGAGGUUCCUCAAUCAUCAGAAAGGAUGUUGACUUGCUUUAUAAAGGAAGAACCUGAAGACAGUACAGAAGGUGAAGCUGAAGGCUCCAAUCUCCAUGACUUACCAUCCUGCAGCCAUCAAGGUGGGAAGUCAAGGAAUUUGUCUCAAAGAAGGAUUCAGGAAAUGUCAGGUGAUAGGUCGCAUGGGAAACAUCUUCUAGAUGAUACGGUGAGUGAGGAUGAUUCUUAUCCUGCACCAAACCCAGUGGAUUGUUCUCGAAGAGAGGUGGAUCUUAAUGAUAGAAGAUUGGAAGUAGAUGCAGACAUCAAACUGGAGCGUGGUGCGAACUGUGAAACAACUUGUGCAGGAAGCAUACAGACUUCUUCUGUUUGUUCAAUAAGAAAUGAAACACAUUCGUCUUCUAGCAACCCAGUGAAAGAUAAGCUUUUCGCCUGCUCUGUUUGCAACAGACAAUUUAUGCAUAGGUUUUCUCUAAACUCUCAUAUGAAAACCCAUGUAGAAGGAAGACCUCACGGGUGUUUUGUUUGCAAGAAACGAUAUCUGCAUCUAUCUAGUCUCAGAGCUCAUAUGCAAAGUCAUACAGGAGAAAAACCCUAUGCAUGUUCUAUUUGUGACAAAAGAUUCAGUCAUUCCAGUAGUCUCAGAACACACAAUGCUCUCCAUACAGGAAAUAAACCACAUCAGUCUUCACUUUGCUCAAAGACAUUUUUGGAGAGAGAUCAUUUGGUUUCACACCAACGAACACAUGUACGUAAAACAGGAAGUAUACAGUCUACUCGAGUUUGUUCAAGCAGAAAUCAAAGGCUUCAUGAGUGUUCUUUGUGCGAGAAAAUGUUUGUGCGUGCAUAUGAUCUCAGAACUCAUAUGCGAAUUCACACAGGAGAAAAACCCUAUGCGUGUUCUAUCUGUGACAAAUGCUUCGGUGAUGCCAGUAAUCUCAAAGCACAUAUGGCUCUCCAUACAGGGGAAAAACCGCAUCAGUGUUCACUUUGUUCACAGACUUAUUGGAAGAGGGAUCAAUUGGAUGCACAUGAAAGAACACAUUUAAGUGAAACCGGAAGUUUACCGGAAGGGCAAUCUUCCAAUAACCCGGCAGACGAAAAACCUUUUAGGUGUGCUAUUUGCAACAAAGGAUUUUACCAAAUAUCUUAUCUUGAUAAACAUUUGAGAACCCAUGGAGAUGAAAAGCCUCAUGAAUGUCCCGUGUGCAAGAAAAGAUUUCUGCGUGGCUCUAAUCUUGGAAGACAUAUGAGAAUUCAUACAAAAGAAAAACCUUACAUCUGUUCUAUUUGUGACAAAACCUUCAGGUUUGACAGUAAUCUCAAAGCACAUAUGACUGUUCAUACAGGGGAAAACCCACAUCAGUGUUCACAUUGUUCAAAGACAUAUUGGAAGAGAGAUAGAUUAGUUGAACACGAAAGAACUCAUACGAGUGAGAACCCCUUUUCAUGCUUGAUGUGUGAUGCAAGAUUUAGUAGUACACAUGAGCUGGUGGAACACAGAAAUACACACGCAGGAAUGGAAACCAUUGUAGUGUCCAUUAUUCCCACAUAAAACCCUACACCAGAUACAAACCUUAUGCGUAUCGUCAUUGUGACAUAGCGAGAUCUUCUCACCUAUGCUAAAAGAGUUGAUAUAGGGUGGCAUUUGCUCCAGUAGAAAUUGCUAAGGGCUUUAUUUCAUCCAAGAUAUAGGGUUAGUGUUAGGGUUUUAUUUUAGUUUUAGGGUUAAAUUUAGGGUUACACUUUGUAAUUCCAAAGGUUCGUAAGUCUGAAACACGUAAAUUACCUAUACCUCAAUGUUCGUUAAUCC